AUGCAAGUUUACAGUGAAGAUCCGAGAUUGUUCCGUGUUUCCCGUGAAAAACUCUUGAACGAGAAGAACCCUGUACAAGGAAAGGUUUCUCUAACUCUUCGAGAACUUAUCGAAGCUCUGCACGAAGCUUUCAAGACUGACCAUGUUAAUAUUGACCAUGUGCAAGAUUUGAUGGCGUGUUACAGGAGCAACCCCUUGGAAUGGAAAAAAUACGCCAAGUUUGAUAGAUAUAGGUACACGAGAAACUUGGUCGACGAAGGAAACGGAAGGUUCAAUCUGAUGGUUCUGUGUUGGGGAGAAGGACAUGGGUCAGCCAUACACGACCAUGCCGAUGCACAUUGUGUCAUGAAAAUUCUACAGGGUGAACUUUGUGAGACCAGAUAUGAGUGGCCCAAGAAAUGUAAGGAGAAUUUUGACACGGAGGAACCGGAAGAACUUCGAGAAUUAGAAAGAAACACUCUCGGACUAAAUGAAAUAUGUUACAUUAAUGAUUCCCUGGGACUGCAUCGAGUCGAGAAUCCAAGUGCAGUAAACCCUGCAGUAUCGCUGCACCUGUACUCGCCUCCAUUCUCCUCGUGUUCAGUUUUCAAUAAGCAAACUGGUCAAAGAACAACGUGUAAAGUCACCUUUUGGUCGAAAUAUGGAGAGAAGAGAAAUAGGGAGAUUCAAGACGCCAGGUGUCCUGAGGAUAACUAACUGAUCACUGCAUUUUUCGUUAAAGUUUCUGUGUGUUAAUUGAAACGAGAAAAUAGUGUAAAAUUUAGUAUGUUCAUACGUAGUUUUAUAAAGUUUUAAGUACUUAAAUGCGUUUAAGAUUUGCUAAAUAUUUCUACUAAUAUAUAUUUCAAUUUGAAUGAUGAUCGGUAAAGAGAAUGUUCCUACAAAUUUUUAUACGUAUUUGCUCGUUAUAUGUUACGAAAAUAAAAUGAAUUUAUCAAGUUUGGAGGUGGUCAACGAACCUCAGAACAUUUAAGAUAAAAUAAUUAACGAUAUC
This is a messenger RNA of Osmia lignaria (orchard mason bee), 994 nucleotides long. RefSeq names its product cysteine dioxygenase type 1. The record is from RefSeq and is a predicted model, not a curated record. Lineage: Eukaryota; Metazoa; Arthropoda; Insecta; Hymenoptera; Megachilidae. Gene Ontology annotation, biological process: L-cysteine catabolic process. Gene Ontology annotation, molecular function: cysteine dioxygenase activity; ferrous iron binding.